GUUGUUGCUAUUAGACAGUAAUAUGUCGGAAGCCGAGGUUCCACGUGAAUCUGCUGUCACAAUGCUUGAUGUCCAGGCUCUGAUUGCCAAGAAGGAUGAGAUCGAAGCACAGAUUAAGGCUUACUACGAUGUACUGGAGGAUCAAAAAGGAAUCGGUAUGGAUGCACCGCUCAUAGACAGAGAAGGAUACCCAAGAGCUGAUGUAGACAUUUAUCAAGUUCGCACUGCAAGGCACAACAUUGUCUGUUUGCAGAAUGAUCACAAAGCCAUCAUGAAAGAAAUUGAGGAGGCUCUUCACAAUUUGCACUCCCGAGAGAAAGAGAAACGCAAUAAGGAUGAUGCUGAAGCCCAGGCAGAAGCAUGUCUUCAGAAUUUGCCCGAAUCUUUCGCCCAAAUAGAUGCAGUUACUCCAGGAUCUCCAGCUAAUCUAUCUGGCCUGCAAGUUGGAGAUGAGGUUGUUGCAUUUGGAUCAGUAAAUGCAAGUAAUUUCCAGACAUUACAGAACAUUGCCAGUGUUGUGCAACACAGUGAGGGGAAGCCAUUAAGUAUCACAGUUGUGCGAGAUAACAAGUCUGUCAAUAUAAGUCUCACGCCACAGCGAUGGAGUGGAAAAGGACUUCUGGGGUGCAAUAUUAUUCCAUUAAAAAGAUGAAAUGGAUGCCAAAACCAAAAUUUUUCAUCUUUUCCAUGUCUUUAUUAUUACUUUAUCUCCAGGUUUAAGGUUACAGUGAUGGUGAACAUUAUAUAGCUUUGAAGCUUCAAACUGCUGCAGUGCAUUGUGCUUUUGGAAUCUAGUUUAUAACAUAAUAUUUGUUAGUUUGGAUGUGUUCUUUAUUUGGUAUGAAUUAAAACAUUCUCUCUCUGUCA
Pelobates fuscus (common spadefoot toad) is the source of this 867-nucleotide messenger RNA. It is a transcript of the gene PSMD9, whose product is annotated as proteasome 26S subunit, non-ATPase 9. Gene Ontology annotation, molecular function: protein binding. Lineage: Eukaryota; Metazoa; Chordata; Amphibia; Anura; Pelobatidae. The record is from RefSeq and is a predicted model, not a curated record. Gene Ontology annotation, biological process: proteasome regulatory particle assembly. The transcript has 6 exons. Bases 23 to 652 code for a protein of 209 amino acids. Gene Ontology annotation, cellular component: nucleus; cytoplasm.